CGACCAUGGGGUGCAUUAAAAGCAAAGAAGAUAAAGGUCCAGCCAUGAAAUACAGAACUGAUAAUACUCCAGAACCUGUUAUUUCCCAUGUCAGCCAUUAUGGAUCAGACUCCAGCCAAGCAACACAGUCACCGUCAAUAAAGGGAUCAGCAGUUAAUUUUAAUAGUCAUUCCAUGACUCCUUUUGGAGGGCCCUCAGGAAUGACACCCUUCGGAGGAGCAUCAUCUUCAUUUUCAGCUGUGCCAAGUCCAUAUCCUAGUACUUUAACAGGUGGUGUUACUGUAUUUGUGGCCUUAUAUGAUUAUGAAGCUAGAACUACAGAUGACCUUUCAUUUAAGAAAGGUGAACGGUUCCAGAUAAUAAAUAACACGGAAGGAGACUGGUGGGAAGCAAGAUCCAUUGCUACCGGAAAAACAGGCUACAUCCCAAGCAAUUAUGUAGCUCCUGCAGACUCUAUUCAAGCAGAAGAGUGGUAUUUUGGUAAAAUGGGCAGGAAGGAUGCAGAAAGGCUACUUUUAAAUCCUGGGAACCAGCGUGGUAUUUUCUUAGUAAGAGAGAGCGAAACCACUAAAGGUGCUUACUCCCUUUCCAUACGUGACUGGGAUGAGGUCAGAGGUGAUAAUGUGAAACACUACAAAAUCAGAAAACUUGACAAUGGUGGAUACUAUAUCACAACUAGAGCACAAUUUGAAUCUCUGCAGAAGUUGGUGAAACACUACAGAGAACAUGCUGAUGGGCUGUGUCAUAAGCUAACAACCGUGUGUCCCACUGUGAAACCACAAACACAGGGACUAGCAAAAGAUGCCUGGGAAAUUCCUAGAGAAUCCUUGAGGCUGGAAGUUAAGUUGGGCCAAGGAUGUUUUGGUGAAGUAUGGAUGGGAACAUGGAAUGGAACCACAAAAGUAGCGAUCAAGACACUAAAACCUGGUACAAUGAUGCCAGAAGCUUUCCUGCAGGAGGCUCAGAUCAUGAAGAAAUUACGACAUGACAAACUUGUUCCGCUCUAUGCCGUCGUUUCUGAGGAACCAAUCUACAUUGUCACUGAAUUCAUGACAAAAGGCAGCUUGCUAGACUUCCUUAAAGAAGGAGAAGGGAAAUACUUAAAACUCCCACAGCUUGUGGACAUGGCUGCUCAGAUUGCUGAUGGCAUGGCUUACAUUGAAAGAAUGAACUACAUCCACAGGGAUCUCCGGGCAGCUAACAUUCUUGUAGGAGACAAUCUUGUGUGUAAAAUAGCAGACUUUGGUUUAGCAAGGUUAAUAGAGGACAAUGAGUACACUGCAAGACAAGGAGCUAAAUUUCCAAUUAAAUGGACUGCUCCAGAAGCAGCAUUAUAUGGUCGGUUUACAAUCAAGUCAGAUGUGUGGUCAUUUGGAAUUUUACUGACAGAGCUGGUAACAAAGGGGAGAGUGCCAUAUCCAGGGAUGGUGAAUCGGGAAGUUCUGGAACAAGUGGAACGUGGAUAUAGGAUGCCUUGCCCACAAGGCUGCCCAGAGUCUCUCCAUGAGUUAAUGAAACUCUGUUGGAAGAAGGACCCUGAUGAGAGACCAACAUUUGAAUAUAUACAGUCUUUCUUGGAGGACUACUUUACUGCUACAGAACCACAAUACCAGCCUGGAGACAAUUUAUAAGCCAAUAGUCUAUAUAACAUGCACAAAUCUGCCAAAUGUAAAAGACUUGCAAAGAAUUCCUGAUGUCUAUAAGGAAUCAAAGGAAAGAAAAUCUUC
Messenger RNA from Haliaeetus leucocephalus (bald eagle), 1727 nucleotides. RefSeq names its product YES proto-oncogene 1, Src family tyrosine kinase (gene YES1). Lineage: Eukaryota; Metazoa; Chordata; Aves; Accipitriformes; Accipitridae. Gene Ontology annotation, molecular function: signaling receptor binding; ATP binding; non-membrane spanning protein tyrosine kinase activity. Bases 6 to 1631 code for a protein of 541 amino acids. The record is from RefSeq and is a predicted model, not a curated record. Gene Ontology annotation, cellular component: extrinsic component of cytoplasmic side of plasma membrane. Gene Ontology annotation, biological process: cell surface receptor protein tyrosine kinase signaling pathway; cell differentiation; protein phosphorylation. The transcript is spliced from 11 exons.